Zychaea mexicana is the source of this 539-nucleotide messenger RNA. RefSeq lists its product as uncharacterized. The coding region runs from base 200 to 481 and encodes 93 amino acids. NCBI's taxonomy places the organism in Eukaryota, Fungi, Mucoromycota, Mucoromycetes, Mucorales, Lichtheimiaceae. The record is from RefSeq and is a predicted model, not a curated record. The transcript has a single exon.
AAUGAUACGCACAGUUAUACGAGAGUUUGAUGAUGGAUGAGGGGGGGGGUCGAUGGUUGUUUUUCAGUAAAAGGUGCCGAGGGUCAUGGCGGGUACAGAUUGUAGGUGGUAUUGGUACUGUGGAUCAUAAGCAGACCGAUGAUGGUAGUUCAUGGGAGCAGUACUUGUAGUAGUAGUAGUAGUAGGAUUAUGAUUAUUAAUGGUAGUGGUAGUGGUAGAAGUAGUAGUUGUUGGUGCACUGGAACGUUGCUGGACAGUCGUUCCGGUAGCAAUAGCAUUUGAAGAAGAAGAAGAUAAUUGUUGCGCUGAAGUGCCAACAAAAGCAUUUGGCGGUGUUGUUGUUGUUGUUGGCAUGGCAGUAGUACUCAUAAAUCCGUUGCUAUCCGAGUUAUUGCUACUGGUUACUGACAGUGAAGACGACAAUGCCUGUUGUAGCUGUUGUUUUUUGGUACUCGUAGAUCCCUCGCGUUCCUUUUUCUGACGACGCCACUCUUUGCGCAUUUCCUUAAAUUCGGCGGGAUGGCGUUUGGGACCCUACA